This is a messenger RNA of Trichoderma reesei QM6a, 300 nucleotides long. RefSeq lists its product as uncharacterized. The transcript has 3 exons. Lineage: Eukaryota; Fungi; Ascomycota; Sordariomycetes; Hypocreales; Hypocreaceae. The annotation marks the transcript as partial. Gene Ontology annotation, cellular component: membrane. The record is from RefSeq and is a predicted model, not a curated record.
AUGGGUGCUUGUGCAGUUGUGCUACUCGUCAUUCUCACCGUCAUUUUCCCUCCGCUCGGGGUAGCCUGUGUGGCAGGAUGUGGAGCGGACGUCCUUAUCAACAUAUGCCUGACAAUUCUUGGAUACUUCCCCGGGCAUAUACAUGCAUUCUACAUUGAAUAUGUCUACUAUGACAGACGACAGCAGGCUCGCGAGGGUCAUUAUCCUCCGCGCCGUGCUCCUGGCAUCUAUUCUGACAAGGUGCAAACGGGUGGACUAGGUCCGCGGCCAGGCUAUGGGACGAUGGCACCGCCUGCUGCG